AUGGCGUCGACCGCAUUAAGUGGUGGAUUGGAGCAAGGUGGCUACAGAAGCUGGGAAAAUUUGAAGAAAGCUCAAGGAUUAGACCGAGCGAGUACGGUACACAAUUUAAAAUCAUAUGGUGAAGAGCAACGACGUUUGUACCAAGAACUGCCAUUUCGUGCGCUUCCAGGCAUGCGUCGUCGAUCUUUCCGUAGUGAACGAGAAUUUCCUCAGCUCCGUCCUCGUAGUUCAUGGGCUAAUCUUUCUCGUCUUGUGAAAAAGCAUGGCGAAAUUAAACCUUUAUUGAACGAAGAAGAUGACGAACCUGAGCCGGGGUACACGUACCCAUUACUAGUCUCAUGUACCGUGGCAGUCAUCAAUGCUUUUCAAUAUGGCUACAAUACGGCAAUCACGGGAGCUUUGAAUCCUAAUGUAGUCUUUCCAGGUCAUUCGGACAUGCUUUGGGCUCUUUGUGUAUCCAGUUUUGCAGUGGGUGGACCAUUUGGGUCCAUUCUCGGUGGACAAUUAAGUGGUGCCAUUGGUCGGAAGAAGACCAUGUAUGCCAAUUCCUGUCUCUUUUUGCUCUCUGGACUUGUUAUGGCAUUUGCAUUUGACAUGUACAUGCUCAUUAUCGGCCGCUUCCUUGUGGGAAUUGCAUCUGGAACAGCUACCGUCAUUGUACCGCUAUAUCUUGGCGAACUAGCACCUCCAAGUUUGCGUGGAGCUCUCGGAACAACGUACCAAGUUGCUAUGGUGCUAGGUAUUCUAGCAACAAUUAUUCUUGCUUUUGGCUUUGCAGGCGAGAGUGAGGGCAUUACACGGCCAGGAUGGCGUUUAAUGUUCGGAUUUGCCGGAAUACUUGGCGCCUUACAACUUGUGCUUUCUCCAUUAUUGGUGGAGAGUCCACGGUGGUUGUUGAACAAUGGCAAUCCAAUAGAAGCAGAGAAGACGUUGCGGAAGUUGCGGCAGACGGACGAUGUAAGUGAUGAAAUUGAUAACAUUUCGGCUGCAAAUAGCAGCGAGACGGGGGAUAUCCAAGGGGUCGGAGACGUAUUACGUGACAAGAACAUUCGCUUGCCGCUACUAGUUGCUGUGGUGUUGCAAUUGGGACAGCAAUUGAGCGGGAUCAACGCGGUCAUGUUCUACGCUAGCUCGUUCUUCGAAAGUGCUGGACUGGAAAACUCGCUUGUUGGCAUUACGUUGGUCUACAUUGUGAAUGUACUGGCAACAAUUGUUGCUCUCAUGCUUAUGGACUCUGCUGGUCGUCGCGCACUGCUGCUAUGGUCAAUUGUCGGCAUGCUCGUGUCAAGUGCAAUUAUGACGGUGGGACUUCUAGAUCUGUUGCCGUAUUCGAGCAUUCUAAGUGUAGGCGGUGUCAUGAGCUUUGUGUGGUUCUUCGAGAUCGGCCUCGGUCCGAUUCCAUGGUUAAUUGCAGCAGAGAUGUUUCCACCCAAGUCGCGUACUUCGGCCACUUCUAUCGCUACGAUGGUCAACUGGAUAGGACUCUUCGUCAUUGGCAUUGUCUUUCCUGCCAUGCAAGCUGCCCUGGGCGACUUUAUUUUCGUUCCAUUUGCUUUUCUACUCACACUCACACUGGGAUUCUCACUCAAAUUCGUGCCGGAGACGAAAGGCAAGACGUUGGACGAAAUCCAAGCAGAAAUCAACUCGCAUCACUAA
Molecule: messenger RNA, 1656 nt
Organism: Peronospora farinosa
Lineage: Eukaryota; Oomycota; Peronosporomycetes; Peronosporales; Peronosporaceae
Source: the annotation of a GenBank genome assembly